Molecule: messenger RNA, 7101 nt
Organism: Emys orbicularis (European pond turtle)
Lineage: Eukaryota; Metazoa; Chordata; Testudines; Emydidae
Gene: TNRC6C
Product: trinucleotide repeat containing adaptor 6C
Exons: 24
Coding region: 138-6086 (1982 amino acids)
Biological process (GO): miRNA-mediated post-transcriptional gene silencing; positive regulation of nuclear-transcribed mRNA poly(A) tail shortening
Cellular component (GO): nucleoplasm; P-body
Molecular function (GO): protein binding; RNA binding
Source: RefSeq, a predicted model, not a curated record
GCACGUCAGAGAGACCACACGCUAGACGAAAUACUCACUUGUUUCAUUAUAGAAAGACUGAGUCGAAAGCUGCCAAAGAGCCCCUGAAGGAAAAGAAAAGGGAGAAAGAACAAGAAAUUCAAGAAGAGGAACAUUUGAUGGAAGAAAAGAAAAAGAAAAAGCAGGAAGAAAAGAAAAAGAAGGAAGGUGCUCAGAAAAAGGCUGCUGAACAAAAAACCAAAGUGCCAGAACCUAUUAAGACCAGUUUAAGCCAGCCCCAGCCUGCCGGUACCGGUACCAGUACUUCCACCAGCACUAUUACCAACAGCAGCAAUGGCAAGCGUGCAUCUGCUAAUGGGCAGCAGCCAGCUGCAUCCCGUUACCUGCCUCGUGAGGUGCCUCCACGCUUCCGCCAGCAAGAACAGAAGCAGCUCUUAAAGAGAGGUCAGCCACUGCCUACCGGGACUCUGACUGGCGCAAGCCCACCACAAGGUACUGGACAAGCAGGGGCAAGUCCUCCUCCACAGCCAGGAGCAGGUGGACAGCAUCAUCCCAGUAAGACCCAAACCCAAACAGAUCUUAGUCACAGUAGUUUGGGAGACCAUUAUGAAAAUUCCCACUGGGGACAGCAGCCCACUUUCAGAAGUGAAGCCAACUGCAGCUGGGAUAAAGUGAUAAUAGACAGGACUGACAAGGAAGCGUGGCCUUCCAUUACAGGAACUGAGACUGAAUCUGCUUCAGAAUGUACUACAGAAACUGACUCUGCCUCCAACUGUGGCUCAGAGAACAGUAGCAUGGCUACAGGGAGUGCCCAAGGCAACUUCACUGGACAUACAAAGAAAACUAAUGGCAAUAAUGGCACCAAUGGAGCACUCAUCCAAAGCACUUCUAACCAGAGUGCCCUUGGAGCUGGUGGAGCAAAUGGUAAUGGAAACUCAGCCAGAGUAUGGGGUGUGGCCACAGGCUCCAACUCUGGCCUAGCUCACUGCUCUGCCAGUGGUGGGGAUGGAAAGAUGGACAACAUGAUUGCAGAUGGUAGAAGUCAAAACUGCUGGGGUGCUUCCAACUCAAAUGCUGGCAUUAAUCUUAACCUUAACCCUAAUGCCAAUCCAGCUGCCUGGCCUGUACUCGGACAUGAAGGAACUGUGGGAGCAGGCAACCCUUCCAGUAUUUGUAGUCCAGUCAGUGCCAUAGGUCAGAAUAUGGGCAACCAGAAUGGUAACCCAACAGGCACCUUAGGUGCUUGGGGAAACUUGCUGCCGCAAGAGAGCACAGAACCACAAACGUCCACUUCUCAGAAUGUGUCUUUCAGCGUACAACCUCAGAACCUUAACACUGAUGGACCAAAUAACACUAACCCCAUGAACUCUUCACCAAACCCUAUCAAUGCAAUGCAGACUAAUGGACUGCCAAACUGGGGGAUGGCUGUUGGUAUGGGGGCCAUCAUCUCGCCCCACCUGCAAGGCCUUCCUGGUGCUAAUGGAACAUCAGUUUCUCAAGUCAGUGGGGGCAAUGGUGAAGGAAUGGGUAGUUCAGUAUGGGGAAUAUCCCCAGGUAAUCCUGCCACAGGAAACAGCAAUUCUGGGUUCAGUCAGGGGAAUGGAGACACUGUGAACUCAGCAUUAAGUGCUAAACAGAAUGGAUCCAGCAGUGCUGUGCAAAAGGAAGGAAAUGGAGCAAGUGCAUGGGAUUCAGGACCUCCUGCUGGUCCUGGGGUACUAGCAUGGGGCAGGGGCAGUGGCAACAGUAGUGUUGGUAGCAUGCAUUCUGGAGCUUGGGGCCACCCCAACCGUAACACCAGUAAUGGUGUUAAUGGUGAAUGGGGCAAGCCCCCAAAUCAGCAUUCCAAUAGUGACAUCAGUGGUAAAGGAUCAGCAGGGUGGGAUAGCCCUAGUGUUACCAGCCAGAAUCCUGCCAUGCAGCAGGGCAAUGAACAAAUAAACUCUUGGGCCAAAGCUGCAGCAUCUGUCACCACAGCUAGUGAAGAAAGUAAUGACAGUGGGGGAGGUCAAAAUGAGGGCAACACUGGGAGAGAAGGAGCAGGAGAGGCCAGAAGGAGAGACAAAGGGGUGAUAGACCAAGGGCAAGUCCAGUUGCCAAGGAAUGACCUUGACCCAAGAGUCCUGUCCAAUACUGGUUGGGGACAGACUCCUGUAAAGCAAAACACUGCCUGGGAAUUUGAAGAAUCCCCAAGGUCUGAACGAAAGAAUGACAAUGGAACGGAGGCCUGGGGUUGUACAGCUUCUCAGUCUUCAAACUCAGGGGGGAAGAAUGAUGGGUCCAUCAUGAACAGUACAAAUACCUCUUCAGUAUCUGGGUGGGUCAACUCUCCACCCUCAGCUGUUCCAACAAAUACAGGUUGGGGAGACAACAACAACAAAGCGCCAAACGGCCCAGGGGGAUGGGGAGAAUCAGCUAGCUCUACUGCUGUCAAUGCUGCUGCUGCUGCUACUGCUGCCAAAAGUGGCCACGCUUGGAGUGGGACCGCAAAUCAGGAGGACAAAUCACCUACAUGGGGUGAACCUCAGAAACCCAAAUCUCAAAAUUGGGGAGAUGGACAGAAAUCAAAUCCAGGCUGGACUUCAGGAGGUGGAGAUUGGACUGAGUCAUCAUCUGUACCUGGACACUUGGCUGAGGGGAAGAAGAAUGGAUCUGGAUGGGAUGCUGACAAUAGAUCAGGGUCAGGUUGGAAUGAUACUACAAGGUCUGGGACCAGUGGAUGGGGAAAUGGCACAAACACCAAGGCUAAUACAGGUACAAGUUGGGGAGAAUCUCUAAAACCUAGCCCUCAACAGAAUUGGGCUAGUAAACCCCAGGACAACAGUGUGAGUAACUGGGGAGGAGCAGCUUCUGUUAAACAGACUGGAUCAGGAUGGGUUGGUGGGCCAGUGCCACCCAAACAAAAAGAUAGCAGUGAGGCAACUGGCUGGGAAGAGCCUUCUCCACCAUCCAUUCGCCGUAAGAUGGAAAUUGAUGAUGGUACCUCAGCUUGGGGCGAUCCAAACUACAACAACAACAAGACUGUAAACAUGUGGGAUAGAAACAACCCUGUAAUUCAGAGCAGUACCACAACCAACACCACCACUACUACCACCAUUAUCAACACAAAUAUGGUUGAACCUCAGCCAUCGCACCAGUCAAGUGCCCAGCCGAACCGGUCCCCGCUGCUUGGUCCAGCAGGCUGGGGAGAAAUGCCUACUGUCCACGCAAAGACUGAAUCUUCUUGGGGAGAGCCUUCAUCCCCUUCUGCUGCAGUUGAUAAUGGCACUUCAGCAUGGGGGAAACCCCCCAGCAGUGGUACAGGGUGGGGAGAUAAUUCUGCCGAGUCAGCAGGGACCUAUGGAAGAGCGAAUGCUCCAGCUGCUGCCCCAGCACUGUGCAAGCCAGCUUCUAAAUCUAUGCAAGAAGGCUGGGGCAGUGGUGGGGAUGAAGUGAACCUCAGUACUAGUCAGUGGGAAGAUGAAGAAGGAGAUAUGUGGAAUAAUACUGCUUCACAAGAGAGUAACUCCUCCUGUAAUUCAUGGGGGAAUGCCCCAAAGAAAGGACUUCAAAAGGGCAUGAAGACAUCUAGUAAGCAAGAUGAGGCCUGGAUCAUGAACCGUCUGAUAAAACAGCUCACAGACAUGGGCUUCCCAAGAGAGCCAGCAGAAGAGGCCUUGAAGAGCAACAAUAUGAAUCUCGAUCAGGCCAUGAGUGCUCUGCUGGAAAAGAAGGUGGAAAUGGACAAGCGUGGAAUGGGAGUGACCGACUAUAAUGGAAUGGUCACCAAACCCCUUGGCUGCCGCCCACCAUCAAUCUCCAAAGAGUCUUCCAUGGACCGCCCCACCUUCCUCGACAAGGAUGGCGGCCUAGUGGAAGAGCCCACUACUUCACCAUUUUUGCCUUCACCAAGCCUGAAGCUCCCCCUUUCAAACAGUGCACUCCCUAAUCAGACCCUGGGCGGGAUUGCCUCAGGGCUGGGCAUGCAAAACUUGAAUUCUUCUAGACAGAUACCGAGUGGCAAUCUGGGUAUGUUUGGCAAUAGCGGAGCAGCACAAGCCAGGACCAUGCAACAGCCGCAGCAACCGCCAGUGCAACCUCUUAACUCAUCCCAGCCUAGUCUUCGUGCUCAAGUGCCUCAGUUUCUAUCCCCUCAGGUUCAAGCACAGCUUUUGCAGUUUGCAGCAAAAAACAUUGGUCUCAACCCUGCACUAUUAACCUCGCCAAUUAAUCCUCAGCAUAUGACGAUGUUGAACCAGCUCUAUCAGCUGCAGCUGGCGUACCAACGUUUACAAAUCCAGCAACAGAUGUUACAGGCUCAGCGUAAUGUUUCCGGACCUAUGAGACAACAGGAGCAGCAAGUUGCACGUACAAUCAAUAACAUGCAGCAGCAGAUCCAGCAGCACCAGCGCCAGCUGGCCCAGGCCCUGCUUAUGAAGCAGCAGCCUCCCCCUCCACAUCUAUCUUUGCACCCCUCUGCAGGCAAAUCAGCCAUGGAUAGCUUUUCACCCCAUCCCCAGGCUCCCGGCCUACCUGACCUGCAGACCAAAGAGCAACAGUCUUCACCGAACACCUUUGCUCCUUACCCUCUUGCUGGACUGAAUCCGAACAUGAAUGUAAACAGCAUGGACAUUACUGGUGGUUUGUCAGUGAAGGAUACUUCUCAGUCUCAGUCUCGCCUUCCUCAGUGGACACACCCCAACUCAAUGGAUAAUCUAUCUAGUGCUGCUUCUUCACUUGACCAGAAUUCUAGCAAGCACGGUGCUAUUCCUGGAGGUCUAAGUAUUGGUCCUCCAGGAAAGUCCUCCAUUGAUGACUCUUAUGGACGGUACGAUCUGAUCCAAAACAGCGAUUCACCAGCCAGUCCACCUGUAGCUGUUCCUCACAGCUGGUCACGUGCCAAAACUGAUAGUGAUAAAAUCUCCAAUGGUUCCAGUAUUAACUGGCCACCAGAAUUUCAUCCUGGAGUGCCGUGGAAAGGACUGCAGAAUAUUGACCCUGAGAAUGACCCAGAUGUCACUCCUGGAAGCGUUCCGACUGGGCCUACCAUUAAUACCACCAUACAAGAUGUUAAUCGCUAUCUUCUCAAGAGUGGAGAUUCUGAAUACAUAGAAGGAACUGAGGGACAGUUAUGGCUGAGGAUCCCUUCCAUGCCUUCAGGUCUUGAAGGUUCAAUUCUGCAUGGAAGCAUUGUGCAACCCCAUCUGCUUUCGAGAGGGUUCCGACUCAAUGGCAAGAGAGCAUGGUCAUCCCCAACAUCAUCUCAGAAUGCCACGCUGCCUUCAUCGAGUGCCUGGCCGCUUAGUGCCUCCGGCUACAGUAGCUCUUUCAGCAGCAUUGCAUCCGCACCUAGCAUUGCAGGUAAAUUGUCAGACAUCAAGUCUACGUGGUCCUCUGGCCCAAUCUCUCACACACAAGCCUCUCUAUCCCAUGAACUAUGGAAGGUACCCAGAAACACUACUGCUCCUACGAGACCACCUCCAGGUUUAACAAACACCAAGCCAUCAUCUACCUGGGGUGCCAGCCCACUGGGUUGGACCAGCUCUUAUUCCUCUGGUUCUGCCUGGAGUACUGACAGCUCAGGAAGAACAAGCAGCUGGCUGGUUCUGCGUAACCUCACACCCCAGAUUGAUGGUUCUACACUGCGGACACUGUGUUUGCAACAUGGCCCUCUAAUUACAUUCCACCUGAACCUGACUCAAGGGAAUGCUGUGGUCCGCUACAGUUCCAAGGAAGAAGCAGCCAAGGCCCAGAAGUCUCUGCAUAUGUGUGUUUUGGGAAACACUACCAUCUUGGCUGAGUUUGCUGGUGAAGAAGAAGUAAACCGUUUCUUAGCACAAGGCCAGCCACUGCCACCCACCUCCAGUUGGCAGUCCAACACUGGAACCAAUCAGACUCGUAUGGGCUCCACGAGCAGCUCUCAUGGAUUGGUGCGGAAUGAUGCAGGCCACUGGAAUACUCCUUGCCUGGCUGGCAAAGGGAGCAGCGAUUUGCUCUGGGGUGGGGUCCCUCAGUACUCAAGCAGCCUUUGGGGGCCCCCCAGCACCGAUGAUGGCAGGGUUAUUGGCAGCCCAACACCUUUGAAUACUCUGCUCCCAGGUGAUCUUCUCAGUGGGGAGUCCAUCUAGGAAAGAGAGAAACAAAGUGGAAAUAACAAUCAUCAGCACUAAAGGAAAAAAUUGUAACCCUUUCCAGUCCAGGGCUUCACGAAGAAUCCAGCUUUAACAGAUCAGACUGGCAGCCCUUUUUAGUACCUCUGUCCAAUAUCGAAUAUGAAACUUUGCAGAAGUCCUUGUGAACUGUUAAUGAAACAGUAUGGGCUACAUUUGGUCAGUGUCACAUGCUAAUGACAGGUUUUAUUUUUUUCAUGGCUUUUUAUUUUAUGUCGUCUUUUUAUGUUUGUAUGGUGUUUUUAAAAACAAAGUAUAAAAGCUGCUUAGAAUAAGUAUCAUGAAGGGCACUUUUCAGAAUUUGGGCUGGAAAGGGUUAUUUUAUCAACUUGGGGGGAGGGAGAAAAUGAAAGCCUAUUUUAAAUGAGCCUGUGACUAUUAUGCACAUUACCAGAGGCGGACCCAAUAAUCAGAAGAGUGGAGUGUGAUAUUCAUCUUUGGUACAGAAAAGUAAUGAAUCCGAAUGGUAACUAUUGACUGUACAGGUUGAAUUUGGAGGGUGGGGGUGGGGUAUCUGUGUCCACUGCUCCCAUGGAUCUGCCUAUGCACAUUACCCUUGUUUCAUUACUUUUUCAUGUCAUUUUUUUAAAAUCCCCCAAAAAUAUAAAAAGUUUAAAAAAAAAAAACACAUAUCAAACAUGCAAAUACUUGAAUCCAGCAGGCCAAUAACAAAAUGUGAACACUUUCUAAUUAUUACACUUCCAGGUUGGCAUCAAUACACACAAAACAGGCUCUAGGAAUUUUUUUAAAGUUCAUACUAUGUGUUUGUGUUGGAACAGAUGUAUGUGUGUGAGUGAGCUUGUAUGUGUGUGCGUGUGUGCGCGCCCGUGUGUGAUUUAACAAAAGUGUGAUUUUUUUUUUCUCUUAUUCAGUAUAUAUGCUUUUUAUUUGCUCAUUGGUCAAACGUUUAAUUGUUAUUAGCUUCUAACUUUGCACUGAGUGUCCGCAGCCCUUCUUGUAGCUAAUCCUAUAU